GGAAGUGGCGCGCAGGUCAACUGUUGAAUGAGUAUAUCCUGACGUUGUUAUCCGUCCUGUAGCACCUGACCUCCUCUUCUAUUAUCAAUACAAUAUAUUUACAGUUAUCAUCGCACAACACGGAGGAGCGGCUCAGGACGGCUCGGUGCUCAUCACCUCUUUUCAUCGGGAGUAACCGUGAGAGAUCGUCAUGAAGCCUGGACGCCUGCAGCCCAGCCAGGGGAAGAGGUCCGCCCGGCCCAAGAAGGCCGCCGCGCGUAGGGAUUGGGUUAGCACCGUCAACGACCUCUCUGUGCACAAGUCGACGCCAGCCGAACUGGUCCACCGCCAUGAGAUCCACAAGUCCCACAACUCUGCGGUGGCCCAGUGGGAGCUGAAGGAGAAGAGUGUCAGGAGGCGCCACAGGGUCCUGGGGACCCCCUCCCCCAUGGACCAGGCCAGCCUCAGCAUCAUCCGGGAGGUGUUCUCUGACCAGCUCUUGCUCCAGGAUGUGUUGGCUCGCUCAGACAGAGCAAUGGCCGUGGUCAAGGACCUUUUCGGAGACGCCCCGCGCAGACAGACAGGACACCCCAGGGUGACGAUGGCUCCGGACUGUGAUUCUGACUCUGAGCUGCCGGUGGUCCGGAGAGCCGACCCCCCCACCCAGCUGUCUCUCCUCAGCCACACAACAAUGAAUCAGCAGGCGCUGAAUGAUCUGGAAGAGUGUGAGGCAGAGUCCCGGGAAGAGGAGCCGCCUCCCGCUGCCGUCGCUGGUCCAAGACCCAGGUCUGACCUGUGCCGGAUGAGAACCAGGACGGGGCCGGCCGGAGGGCCCCCAGGUCCAAGGGCCAAGCCCAGCUCCAGGUCCAGAGGGUGGGGGGCCAGCGGGCAGACCCCCCCCAGGGCCCCAGCAACAGCUCCAGACCCAGCAGGCCUCAACACCACGGUAGCAGUGCAGCGAGUGUGCACCCGAACCAGCCAAUCAGAGGCAGGGCAGGAGGCGGGGCCUGGCGUCCAGGACUCGCUGAGCUCAUCAGCACGGCCCGGUGCUGCCCCCUGCAGGCAGAGGAAGACCCCCGCCGCGCCGCGCCCCCCUGAGACCCCCGGGCCGAUGGACGGGUCCGCCGUCUCCCUGAGCGGGACCCGGUCCAGCCUGGACCUGCUGCAGGGCAUGCUGGGCCGGGUGGAGGAGGACCUGGACUCCAUGGGCCCCCAGGAGCCAGAGAGAGAGGGCCAGCCCUCCUCUGGGGCCGGACCGCCCCCCAGGACCCAGGGCCUCACAGGCUUCUCCGUGGCGCUGGUCUCCACCCUGGGCCGGGUGGUGCAGCUCCUCAGACAGAGGGAGGAGGAGGCGCAGAGGGAGGUGGGUGAGAGGAGGCGUCUGGAGGAGGUGGUGCUGGAUCAGAGGGGGCUGAUAGAUGCCCUCAGCGCAGAGAGCCUGGCCCUGAGAGAGGAGAGCGCCGCCCUGCAGGUGUGUCUCCUUCAGCGGUCCUCUGAGCUGGAGCAGCGGCUGGACACUGUGGUGCAGGCACUGGGAGGACUGGACCUACAGGGAGGACUCCUGGGUGGUCCUAAUGACUCUCUCCCACUCUCCCAUAGCCCAGAUUAUGGGAGUGACUCGCUGUAUGCCGGGUUCGAGCCCCGCCUGACCCAAGGCCCAGCCUCCUCUGCUGUCCUGCUCUCCCCUCCCCAGCAGAGAGACCACCUGCCCCACGGCCCCCCAGAGCGCGGCCCCAGUCCACGCUACGACCGCCCCCGGCACGGCGCCCGGGGUCACCGGGAGGUCGCCAGCCUCUCCUCCUCCACCCUCCCCCCGGCCUCCGUGACCUCUGACCCCGAGGGACGGCCCGCCCUCUCAGAGGAGGCCCUGGUGGCGGAGAUCACGCGGCUGAGCCAGCAGAACCAGCGCAUCAAGGAGCAGCUCACCCAGGCCAGGGCUCUGGGGUCGGCCCUCAGCCGCUCCCCAGACCCAGGCACUGCCACAGCCUCCUCCUCCUCCUCCUCCUCCUUUUCCUCCUCCCAGGCCAGGGGUUCCUGGUCCUCUGGCAGCACGGGGCCGGGGUCCCGGGGCGGGAGGGCUGAGUCUGCUGGCCCACAGAGGGAGACCCAGCAGGAGCCCCUGACGGGAGGAGGACCGCUGCAGUCUCCGGAGGCUGCAGGCUCGUGUGCGUCCAGCGGGGGAAGUGUGGAGCGGCGCCUCCUGGAGCUCAACAGGCAGAGUGCGGCGGCGAGAGGCCGACUGCUGGAGCUCAUAGAGCAGCAGAAGCAGAGCGCCUCCCCCGUCUCCCCCUCCAUCUCCCCCAUCCCACCCUCUGCCUUCAGCCCCCUCUCAGAAGGAGGAAGGACCCCAGAGUCGUCCAUCUCACUGCCUGACCAGCAGAGGUCCCAGGGCCGCGCUGGGAACCAGCUACUUGCAGCAGUGAGCCAGGACAGCAGCAGGCCCAAGGAGGGGGGCGGUGACGGCUGGUUCGCCUUGUCCUCUCACCUUCACUAGAGGAGGAGCCGUGAUGUUGUCCAGGGACUUCUCUAGGUGUUUAAGUGCCAUAUGCUGUGAUUCGUCAUCCAUCGCUCUAUGCAGUUUCUCUCUGUAUUUUAAAACCAAUAAAUAUUUAAGAGGUUUUUUUCAAAAGCU
Gadus chalcogrammus (walleye pollock) is the source of this 2611-nucleotide messenger RNA. RefSeq names its product spindle and centriole associated protein 1 (gene spice1). Gene Ontology annotation, biological process: regulation of centriole replication; metaphase chromosome alignment; mitotic spindle assembly. Lineage: Eukaryota; Metazoa; Chordata; Actinopteri; Gadiformes; Gadidae. Bases 191 to 2473 code for a protein of 760 amino acids. Gene Ontology annotation, cellular component: centriole; spindle; centrosome. The record is from RefSeq and is a predicted model, not a curated record. The transcript has 18 exons.